Messenger RNA from Prunus armeniaca (apricot), 666 nucleotides. The record is from the annotation of a GenBank genome assembly. Lineage: Eukaryota; Viridiplantae; Streptophyta; Magnoliopsida; Rosales; Rosaceae.
AUGGAUUCUCAAUACUCCCAAUUGCCAAAUUUUUCUACUCAACAAUCUCAAUUUUCAAGUGAAGUAUGUGAUCAAGUAAAUGUGGAAGUGUCUGAAAAGAAAAAGAUCCGCGGUGCUGGCUUCAACAAAGAUGAGGAUCGUCUUCUUAAGGAGGUCAAUAGAUUUUCUGGAUGUAUUGCCACCAUAAAUGAGAGAAAUCAGAGUGGCAAAACUGAGCAAGAUAAGAUUGCGGAUGCAAAGGCUACAUAUGAAGCAAUAUACAAAGCAAAGUUCAACCUUGAUCAUGCUUGGAUUUUAUUGAGGCACCAACCAAAGUGGUUACAAACUCAAGAAUCAGUGAGUAAGAAGCGUGAAAACCAAUCUGACUUCACUAGUUUCUCAUCAUCUUCUACUGAAAGAACUCCUAUAGAUGUUGACCAAGACAACACCAAUGAUACUUAUGCUCCCACAAAAAGACCACUAGGUAAGAAGGCCGAAAAGAGAAAGAUGAAAGAAACCACUAGUGAUGAGCCCACUCCUAUUUUGGUGCAAAUUCAAACAUUACAUGAAGAAAAAAAGGAAAGAGAUGAAAGGAAAAUGGAGCUUAUUAAGAAGAAAGUUGAGCAAGACGAAAAAAACACUCCGACUCAAACAAAUGGAGUUCAAGACGAAAAUUAUGUCUAUUGA